Molecule: messenger RNA, 1762 nt
Organism: Cladophialophora immunda
Lineage: Eukaryota; Fungi; Ascomycota; Eurotiomycetes; Chaetothyriales; Herpotrichiellaceae
Product: saccharopine dehydrogenase [NADP(+), L-glutamate-forming]
Exons: 2
Coding region: 130-1527 (465 amino acids)
Cellular component (GO): cytoplasm
Molecular function (GO): saccharopine dehydrogenase activity
Source: RefSeq, a predicted model, not a curated record
CGCGGGUUGAUGCAAUUUUCGGUGUCGAAUUGAAGAAAAUCGGUGGAAGAGUCGUUUGACUCAUUUCCUCCUUCAUCACGACGCCGCACACACAGUCAAGCGCGAGUUGGCACCCCUCUACAGUCCAAUAUGGCAUCUCUCAUCACCACCAUCCAGUCCAAACUGGGCUAUUCCUCCCAAAAGGCCCUCCUUCUCGGCGCUGGGUUUGUUACCAAGCCCACCGUCCAGAUCCUCGCAGAAGCUGGAGUUGAGGUUACCGUCGCCUGCCGCACACUCGAAAGUGCAAAGAAACUAUGUGAAGGCAUCAAAAACACACGGCCAAUCUCCCUCGAUGUCACCAAUGAAGAGGCCCUGGACAGCGAGAUGGCCAAAACCGACCUUGCAAUCAGUCUGAUCCCAUACACCUUCCACGCAACCAUUAUCAAAUCCGCAAUCCGAAAGAAGAAGAACGUCGUUACCACCAGCUACGUUUCUCCUGCUAUGUUGGAAUUGGAAGACCAGGUGAAGGAGGCGGGCAUUACGGUCAUGAACGAGAUUGGCCUAGAUCCGGGGAUCGACCAUCUCUACGCGGUCAAGACAAUUGAAGAGGUCCACAAGGCUGGCGGCAAGAUUAAGUCUUUCCUAUCAUACUGCGGUGGGCUGCCGGCUCCGGAGGCCAGCGACAAUCCUUUAGGGUACAAGUUCUCCUGGUCAAGUCGAGGGGUUCUGCUAGCUCUCCGCAACUCGGCCAAAUUCUACGAAGAUGGCUCCAUCAAAGAAAUCGCUGGGCCGGACCUCAUGAGCAGUGCAAAGCCAUACUUUAUCUACCCUGGAUUCGCGUUCGUUGCAUAUCCCAACAGAGACUCGACGCCCUACCGGGAAAAAUACAGCAUCCCCGAAGCCCAGACUGUUAUCCGCGGUACGCUGCGGUACCAAGGUUUCCCUGAAUUCGUCAAGGUCCUGGUCGACAUUGGCUUUCUCUCGGAAGAAGAGCAGUCUUUCCUUAAACCGUCCGCGGACAAGAAGCCUCUGACCUGGGCUGAGGCAACGCAGAAAAUCAUCGGCGCGACAAGCAGCAAGGAGUCCGAUCUUUCGUGGGCUAUCAGCUCCAAGACCACUUUCAAGGACACGCCCGAGAAACAGCGCAUCAUCUCCGGAAUCAAAUGGCUCGGCCUAUUCUCAGAUAAACCCAUCACGCCACGAGGCAAUCCACUUGACACACUCUGCGCCACACUGGAGGAGAAGAUGCAGUACGAGAAGGGGGAGAGAGACAUGGUCAUGCUGCAGCAUAAAUUCGAGAUUGAGCACAAAGACGGGACCCAGGAGACCAGAACAAGCACCCUUUGUGACUACGGUGACCCCAACGGAUAUAGUUCCAUGGCCAAACUGGUGGGUGUGCCCUGCGGAGUGGCUUGUUUGAUGGUGCUGGACGGAAGAAUCAAAGAGAAGGGCAUCCUGGCGCCGCUGAAGUGGGAGUUGGCGGGGCCUAUACUGAAGGAGUUGAAGGAGAAGUAUGGCAUUUUCUUGACCGAGAAGACACUCGAAUAGGGGCAGAGGGGUUCUGAUUUUGAGGCCUAGCGUGAUUGUGGUUUGCACAGAGUUAUACCUCGUACUGAGUUGGGUGAUGGUUCAUAGAGGUCUUGAACCAAGGCUCAAACAGAUAGACAUGGGAAAAUAGGAAAAGCAUGUCAUCAUCAGACCUGAUUAGAUCUGUGCUUCCACGUAUCUGCAGCAGCUGAGACCCGAAAGACGGGGCCAUUAUUACUUUUAUAGAGCGUACGGC